Messenger RNA from Syzygium oleosum, 2971 nucleotides. RefSeq names its product beta-adaptin-like protein C. Gene Ontology annotation, cellular component: clathrin adaptor complex; membrane coat. The transcript has 15 exons. Bases 83 to 2776 code for a protein of 897 amino acids. NCBI's taxonomy places the organism in Eukaryota, Viridiplantae, Streptophyta, Magnoliopsida, Myrtales, Myrtaceae. The record is from RefSeq and is a predicted model, not a curated record. Gene Ontology annotation, biological process: vesicle-mediated transport; intracellular protein transport. Gene Ontology annotation, molecular function: clathrin binding.
CUUCUUCUUUCACUGCUUCUUCUUCUUCUUGAGGUCGGCGGGGCGCACCAGAGAGAGAGAGAGAGGGAGGGAGGGAGAGGAGAUGAGCGGGCACGACUCCAAGUACUUCUCCACCACGAAGAAGGGCGAAAUCCCCGAGCUCAAGGAGGAGCUCAAUUCCCAGUACAAGGAUAAGAGAAAAGAUGCUGUGAAGAAAGUAAUUGCUGCAAUGACAGUGGGAAAGGACGUUUCUUCACUAUUCACUGAUGUUGUAAAUUGCAUGCAAACAGAAAACUUGGAGUUGAAAAAGCUCGUGUAUCUGUAUCUGAUCAAUUAUGCGAAAAGUCAGCCUGACUUGGCAAUACUUGCAGUAAAUACAUUCGUGAAGGAUUCACAGGAUCCGAAUCCGUUGAUUCGUGCUUUGGCUGUACGGACUAUGGGAUGCAUUCGUGUUGAUAAAAUUACAGAGUACCUCUGUGAUCCCCUUCAGCGAUGUCUUAAGGAUGAUGAUCCAUAUGUUCGUAAAACAGCAGCAAUAUGUGUUGCCAAACUCUAUGACAUCAACGCUGAAUUAGUGGAAGACCGUGGUUUUCUAGAAUCUCUAAAGGAUUUGAUCUCUGACAACAAUCCAAUGGUUGUGGCAAAUGCCGUUGCUGCUUUGGCUGAGAUUCAAGAGAAUAGUAGUAGACCCAUUUUUGAGAUCACUAGUCACACACUCUCGAAGCUUCUUACGGCUCUAAAUGAAUGCACCGAAUGGGGUCAAGUUUUCAUAUUAGAUGCCCUCUCCAAGUACAAAGCUGCUGAUGCUCGGGAUGCUGAGAAUAUAGUGGAGAGAGUCACUCCAAGACUACAGCAUGCAAAUUGUGCUGUUGUACUUUCAGCUGUUAAGAUGAUCCUCCAACAAAUGGAACUGAUUACGAGUACGGACGUGGUUCGGAAUCUGUGCAAAAAGAUGGCUCCUCCUCUUGUUACGUUACUCUCUGCAGAACCAGAGAUACAGUAUGUUGCAUUAAGAAAUAUCAACCUUAUUGUCCAAAGGCGGCCUACUAUUCUUGCCCAUGAAAUUAAGGUGUUUUUCUGCAAGUACAAUGACCCAAUUUAUGUGAAGAUGGAGAAGUUAGAAAUCAUGAUAAAGCUUGCUUCGGACAGAAAUAUUGACCAGGUUCUGCUGGAGUUCAAGGAGUAUGCUACCGAAGUAGAUGUGGAUUUUGUUAGAAAGGCAGUCCGUGCUAUUGGUCGCUGUGCGAUCAAGUUGGAGAGAGCAGCAGAGCGAUGCAUCAGUGUUUUGCUGGAGCUGAUUAAGAUUAAAGUCAAUUAUGUGGUUCAAGAAGCUAUUAUAGUUAUUAAAGACAUAUUCAGAAGAUAUCCUAACACCUAUGAGUCCAUUAUUGCUACCCUAUGUGAGAGCUUAGACACUCUCGAUGAGCCAGAGGCCAAGGCAUCAAUGAUUUGGAUUAUUGGUGAAUAUGCAGAAAGAAUUGACAAUGCUGAUGAGCUGCUAGAGAGCUUUUUAGAGAGUUUCCCUGAAGAGCCUCCACAAGUCCAGUUGCAAUUAUUGACAGCAACUGUCAAAUUAUUUUUGAAGAAGCCAACUGAAGGCCCGCAGCAAAUGAUCCAGGUUGUUCUGAAUAAUGCCACUAUAGAGACAGAUAAUCCCGAUCUACGUGACCGUGCAUACAUUUACUGGCGACUUUUAUCAACUGACCCUGAGGCAGCUAAAGAUGUCGUGUUAGCUGAGAAACCAGUGAUCACUGAUGAUUCCAACCAACUCGAUUCUUCUCUUCUUGAUGAACUUCUCGCAAACAUUGCAACAUUGUCCUCUGUGUAUCACAAGCCUCCAGAUGCUUUUGUGACCCGUGUCAAGACAACGGUCCAGAAAACGGAGGAUGAUGACUAUCCUGAUGGAAGUGAAUCAGCUGAAUCAUCUGCGCAUGUAGGUGAUGGGGUUAUGUCACCACAAGCCAGUUCAAGCAGUGUUCCAGCUGCUACAAGGGAAGCUGAUCCUGCACCAGCCCCAGCUCCAGUACCGGAUUUACUUGGUGACUUGAUAGGCCUGGAUAACAAUGCCAUUGUCCCGGCUGACCAGCCUUCUGAACCUGCAGGGCCUCCUCUCCCAGUAUUGUUGCCAGCUUCAACUGGUCAAGGUCUGCAAAUUAGUGCCCAGCUGAUACGGCGAGAUGGUCAAAUAUUUUAUAGUUUGUUUUUUGAGAACAACUCACCAGUUGCUCUGGAUGGAUUCAUGAUUCAGUUCAACAAGAACUCAUUUGGUCUUGCAGCUGCUGGACCCUUGCAGGUUCCACAAUUGCAACCGGGAACAUCGGCAGGGACUCUCCUGCCUAUGGUUUUAUUUCAGAACUUGUCCACUGGUCCUCCAAACUCGCUUUUGCAGGUGGCUGUGAAAAAUAACCAACAGCCAGUGUGGUACUUUAAUGAUAAAAUUUCAUUGCUAGCAUUCUUUACUGAGGAUGGGAAAAUGGAGCGUGCAAGUUUCCUUGAGACAUGGAGGUCCCUUCCCGAUUCUAACGAGGUCUCAAAGGAUUUACCUGGCGCUGUGGUGAGCAAUGUAGAAACGACUCUCGACCGGAUGGCUGCCUCGAACUUAUUCUUCAUCGCGAAACGCAAGCAUGCGAACCAGGACGUGUUCUACUUCUCCGCUAAGAUCCCACGGGGCGUCCCGUUCUUGAUUGAGCUCACUCUGGUCGUUGGAGUACCAGGGGUCAAGUGUGCGAUAAAAACGCCAGGUCCUGAGAUGGCACCUCUCUUCUUCGAAGCUCUGGAGACAAUCCUGAAGAGUUGAUUCACCACCCCCAGAAGUUUUUCUUUCUACAUUAUUGGUUUCUGCCUCUUUUGAUCAGUGUUGUAAAUUCGUAAUGGCUUACGAGAUUUUGGUAAUUUGUGUGGUUCAUUUUUUCGAAAGUCUGGCCAGACACUUGAUUUUAAUUGUACCAUUGAGAUCGUUUAGCUAAAAUUAUUUUACUGGAGAUUCCACUUC